AUGACAGCCCCUCUCGAGCUCUUCGUCUUCCCCUGGGGCGUCUACCCCCGACGCGUCCUCCUCUACCUCGCCGAGAAGGGCCUGGCCGGCCACCCCCACAUCAAGAUCACCCAGGUGGACGUCGCCAACCAGAUGAGCGCGCCGGGCAAGCCGCCGGGCUCCGUUCCCGUGCUCCGCCUUCCGGACGGGACCUUUGUCAAGCAGUCGGUCGCCAUCCUCGAGUACAUCGAGGACGUCUGCGACGCCCCGGACCCGUCUCAGCCGUGGCAGGCCGACCUCGCCGCCGCCGCCGCCGCCGCCACCACUGUGACGGGGAGCAUGCGCGGCGGCGACACAGCGGCGCGCCGCGCCCGCGCCCGCGAGAUCCUGGCGCUGGCCGACGAGGCCAACAGCCACUUCGGCCUGGCCGCGCACAAGGGCGCCCGCGUCUUCGUUGGCGCCGAGGAGACGGACCCAAAGGCCGCGCGCCUGGCCAUGGAGUACUGCCGCAAGGCCAUGGGGCUGCUCGAGCCGUACUACGCCGACGACGAGCUGCCGCUGCUGGAGCGGGGCGGGAGGGGCGUCACCAUUGUGGACUGCGUCGUCUUCUCGCUGAUUUCUUUCGCCAGGGGUUUGUACGACGUCGACCUCUGCUCGGGGCCGGCCGGCGAGGAGCUACCCAGCCUGCGGAGGUUCGCCGAGUGGUUCGGGAAGAGGGAGAGCGCUAGGCUGCCAGAGGGGGAGUUUUAUCCAGCACCUAUUAAGGAGUUGACGGUUUUCAUUCCAGAGAAUGAGGAGUAA
Molecule: messenger RNA, 780 nt
Organism: Gaeumannomyces tritici R3-111a-1
Lineage: Eukaryota; Fungi; Ascomycota; Sordariomycetes; Magnaporthales; Magnaporthaceae
Exons: 1
Coding region: 1-780 (259 amino acids)
Source: RefSeq, a predicted model, not a curated record